Messenger RNA from Amoebophrya sp. A120, 9735 nucleotides. NCBI's taxonomy places the organism in Eukaryota, Dinophyceae, Syndiniales, Amoebophryaceae. The record is from the annotation of a GenBank genome assembly.
GGUGUAUCAAUCCCACAGCGAAGAAGCUAGCUAGGCAAUAGAGGUGGAGGACUUCUCUGCCCGACUACGUUUUGAAUUACUUGCACUCAUGCUACUGCUUCACGAUGACCUACCCAGCAUGAAGUUUUCCCCAUACAACAAGAACCCUGACCACUAGAUGUUUUCUUAAGUAGUUGCCCCACGACCACCACCUCGACCUGCCUACUGUAUUUUUAGACCCUGCCCAACAUCCUCGAGAUACUUAAUAAAUACGUCCUCGCUGGAAGGGCGGUGCGAAGGCGAAUCGGCGCUGGACAGGGCGAAUAAGAAGUUGAACAAGUUGAAGACGUACGACCAUGUGGCGUCUGAGCUCGACGAAGAAAAGGUCGCGCGAGGACGACCCGCGCGAGAUGCUGGGUGCCCAGCGCUCCACCGAGCUGACAUCUGGGUCCACGUCCUCCGGGUUACCUCCGGCGGCACAACUGCAGAGAAAUCGAAGCCCUGGCGAAUUAUUAAUCCACCGUGGCCGAAAGAACAAGCUCAAGAACAAGCGUGAAAUCUACUCUGUUACGUCCGAGGCAACAAUGGCUCCUUUUCCUGCGGAUACAAGCGGCGGCUCGGACUACAUGGAGCAGCAAAUGCCGAGCCAACGAAAGUUUUCUCCCGCGGUUCUUCAGGAGGACGAAAGUGGGUUGAUGGGUUAUGCGCCGGUAGUCGUGCAGAAGCAGAAAUCGGAGGGGAGUGCAACUACAACCAGCGAGGCUGGGCUAGACAUGAUCUCGCUUCCGCGAUCCACUGGGUCGACGGGGAUAAGGAAAAGAGACAUAUUAAACAAGCGGCAGCAGAGCCAGAGAAGCAGCGAUGACCUAACUCCACCGGCACGACCACCUUCGGGAGAUGUUGCACCACGUCCGCGGUACUUGAGGGUGCCCACCCCCAACGUGGAUUUCCCCCGGCGCGACACAGGGAGUAGAAACAGUGUGGACGGUGAGAUCAGACUGCGCUCCUCUUUGAUGGGUAUCGGCAGGGAGGUCUUUGCGCGCAAACAGGGCGGGCGGCGUGCAUUUUUGGCCGGCGCUUUCGAUACGUUCGACGCCAUGCUGCGGAAGCGCGUGCAGACGUCGGCCUUGAUGCACGAACUGCCGGUGGGCGACUUUGCCUCGGCCGACAACGCCUCGGAACGCGUCUUCAACGCCGAGUUUGAGGACACGGCGCGCGAGAAGGACUCCCGUGACGUGUACGACCGGCUGUGCGGCAGAACGGGGCUCAGGGCGAAGCUGUACGAGGAGCAAGGGCUGGACGCGGACAAGUGGGCCACUAAACUUCUGAUGAACCGGUACUUCGACGCCGCCUUCGUGUUCAUCGUCUUCAAUUACAUCAUCUUCCUCGGGUCGAGCAUAUGGAUUGCAAAAAUGUCUGGGUCUGGAAAGUUGGAACUUGUAAUGCUAGCUUUACAACAUUCCUGGAAAAUCUGUAUUGCACAACCGACAAAAGCCGUAGCCAUUUUUGUCAUGCAAAAACGUAGUUUCUCAUGCGGACUGCCUAUGAGAAAGCGCUCCGGAAAGUUGUCAUGCUGGGCUACAUUCGGAAGUGUUUCCAUCAUGCACAUUUUAGCAUCACAAGUUUCCAGACCCAUACAUAUUUGCAUUUGAUAGAGCAGCCACGAGCACAACAGUGAUUGGGGCGCGCUUUGGUGGUACAUCGACCUGAGUUUCUUCAUUCUGUUCGUGCUGGAGCUGGCCGUCCGGGUCAGCUCCUACCGGAACCCGGCGCGCUGGCUCCUGGAGGGCACGGUCGCCAGUAACUGGCUCGACUUCACGAUGACCGCCGAGCACGCGUUGGCUUUGUUCGUGUGGCCGCGCGUUUUUGACGAGGGGCGGCUUUUCGGCAUCGGGGUGCUCCGCAUCGUGCGCUUCCUGAAGCUGCUGCGGUGGACCGAGAUGCGGGAGCAGUUCACGGUGGUGUACCAAGCGACCAUCGCGAUGCGCAUGGUGUUGCUGUUCGUCGCGGUGGAGAUUGUGGUGCAGGCGUCGAUCUUUCGGGUGUACAUGCAGGAGUAUCUGCCCUUCGGCACGUUUAGCCCCGGGCCGGAGUCGUACGACCUGUCCGGAGUGCCGGGAGGGCCGGCGGUGCACACUGCGUCACUGUGGGCGGCCGAGUACGAGUACCGCCAAGAUUACGAACUGCAGCUGGAGUUCAAGAGCUACUUCCAUACAGUGUUGACAUUGACCAGCAUGCUGUUCACGGACGACUCCUUCCGUAUCAUCCACGACCUCUUCGACAACGCCCCCUUCCUGGGCUGGAUGGCGCUGCUGCACUGCGUUUUUUGCGCCAUCCUGGUGACCAACCAACUAAUUGGCAUUGCGGCGGAUACCAUGCACUACGUGCUCACCGAGUUUUAUCCCAUGUGAAAAAAGUUGUCCGAUCUUCGCUCACAGGAAGUCAUCUAUUCUAUACAGUUCGACGAUACUUGGCAUGUAGAAAAUGCAGAUUGUCGCGUCCUCGUGGUCGUGUACUCGGAACGCAGCAUUUGCUCCGCUCCGCGUGAUGAAUGGUAUCCAUUACAUUCAUUCUGCUUCUGCGUGCUUCUGCUUUUGAAUCACAGGACAACGAGAAUAAGAUUUUGUCAUGAGGUACUAGGUCCACGCCAGUCGCCGAUCAUGAAUGGGAAUGGCUUGAUCAUUGAGUAGAGCUCCUCUCUUGAAGAUGUUGACUGUGGGCGGGCGGGCACGUUUUCGCGCGGGAUAGGUCGCGCGGCGGCCACGAGGUGUCGAAAGUCAUGGAACUGGCACAGCGGUGGUUGAUUUUGUACGGGGAGCCCGACGAGGUACUACACCAGGCGCAGCGGCUGGCGCUUGAGGACGAAAGAACGAGAAGCCAGGAGCUCCAGUCCGUGGCGCUCAUCAACGAAAGCCUCCGCAUCAACCGUGAUAAAGAGCGGCCAAAGGGCGGGGGUCCAGACGGAGAUCAUCCGUUAUUAAAGACGCCGACAGCUCUGUCGAAGGACGAGCGCGGGAACGAUAGUACUAUCUCGGUUCUUGCGCAGCUUCCGGCGCUGCGCGAAUCGCUCCAGAGUAAGGAAGAGAAGCAGGUCAACACGAUAGGCACUGUCUCAUUCAUGAAGAGGUCAUCGACCCAGGAGAAGGCGUUGCGAGAGAGAGCUAGGUUGCGCACCAAAAGCAGGGAAACCCCGAGUGAGAACGACCUGCCGCCGCUGUACUUGUCGGUAAACACUCUGCGCAGCGAUGCGGUGUACCGGGACGUCCGACGCGAGCUUGACUUGCCAAGAAACGUGUGGGACACGUUAGUUUACACAGCCCUGAUGCGCGAGCACCGUAGGUUGCGCGACUACCUCCCCGGAGGCAGCUAUUACCGCCCGGCUUCGGCCCGCGAGAACAAGGGCUCCUCGUCUAAGGCGGUGGUGGGUAGUACAACUGGUGGGCCAAGCGACGGCGCAGACGAGCAAGAGGCACUUUUUUUGACGCCGUGGGAACACGCGGAAGGGACUAACCAGAAUCAGGCAGAUGACUUGCGCGCUACGGAGGGAGGCUAUGACGUAGCGGAGACAGGAAAAAUGCAAAAUAAGGAACGGCUGUCUGUAAUAUCUGCAAUGAGUAUCGAUUCCACGACGGGCGAGGGUGGGUCGGUGAUACCUUUCGAGCCGCUCGUCAAUGUGGGACUGGGAGCGCAACAAAUAACGUCGCCCAUUGUCUUCCCCGGUCAGCGUGCUGCUAUCUCGCGUAGAAAUGUCCCUCGUCGUGGUCCUGUGCCUUACUGAUUUCAUGCUUCGUGUAGAUGUGCCUCCGCACGUUGAGCGGCGUCCUCUAGUCGCUUUUUCGUUUUUUCUUCGUAUGAUUGAAUUUUACGGUACGUAUACCAGGAGGCUGAGCAGGUGGCUUUAUUAUUGUCAAUCAUACAUUUCUAUUUACAUACUGCUACUGGUACUGCCGAAAAAUGAAAAUCGCAAACGCAUGGCAGGCCGAAACAAAGGUUCUUGCGCGGCAGAGCUGAUUCGAAGCAUGAAAACUUCAGGGUCGUUCUUGGGUGGACAUUUUUCCACGGUAUAGCUGCUGCAGCUUCGUUACCCGGCCUGCUUCGGUCGAAUUCUGGAGGGCCCAUCCCCGGGGGCCGGUCCACCGCGCGAGAUGGCGGGCCGAGCGAUGUUGACCGAGAAAGGAGUGCUGCAGAUGCGCCGUCGGCCACACGCCCGGCAGGUGUGGACGAAGAAGCGAGCGAGUUCUUGCUCGGGUCCGUCACGUAUCCCAUUGAAAGCCUUCGUCGAGUUCUUGUUUAUCGUCUGAAGUUCAUUUUUGUCAUGGAAAAACAAAAUUAGUAAAAAGUAGCUCCCACGGUGGAUUAUGUAUUGCUAUUGUCUGCGAAGAAAAAAAAGAUCGAAUAAAUUGAAGAGGAUGUAUGGCAAGAGGUACAUGAUCUCCCUUGUGCCCGAUAUAAAUCGAUCGUACAAGAACCUGCACUGCACCGCGUCAGCACUUUCUUUAGCACCUGCAUCGCCUCUGCCAUUUUGAUCGCCUUCCAACCACGGCAAGGCCCUUGCCGCGACUCCCCGCCGAGACAGGCUGCUGCCGCGCGUGCGGUGUUUUCCCUGUUGCGGCGUGGCCCCUGUAGUCUAGCAUCGGAGGCGCGGCCCCAAGGCUAGGCCGCCCCAAAAUCCCUCCGAACCGCCCCGCCCGCCCGAACCAGCCAGGGCCGCCGGCCUAAAAAGCCCCCCUGCAAGCCCCGGCUCGCCAGCGCCCCAAAUUGGGCGCCCAUUCGAAGCGCCAUUCUGAAGCCAUCUCAUUGGGGCCGCUUUCGGAGGCCUUUGGGGCAACCCUUGGUGGGCCACAAUGGCGGCCCGGAUGGCCUCCGGAUCACCCCCCCUGGAUUUCAUGCAAUCCCGAGCUAACUAGGCCCCCCAAGGAGGCCUCUUAAGAGGCCUCCGGAAUGGGGCCGGCGGAGGUUGCCCCGGAAGGACACCAGCGAAGGUCGUCGGGGCCACAUAAUCUCGGGCCCCGGGUCGAUUGGGGUGGCUUGAUGGCAUAUUGGCCAUCCGCCGGUUGCUUGGCGGAAUUCGGAAUAUUCGCCGACCGGAAGGCGCCACCGCUACUUGGCGCAGCCGGCGGCUGCGCGCUUCCUGUUUAAAGGGCGUCGCCGCCGUGGCCUUCUGUGGCCCGCCACGAAGGGGCCGGCCUCGCCUUGCCGGCGCGCCUGGCUCAUGAGGCGGCCGCGAGGCGCAUCUUGCCGGUGGGGCGCGUGGCGGCAUUGGUAUCCGCCCUCAUGCAGGCCCCAGCGCCCCGGCUGACAAGCAGAACCAAGCUGAGCGGCGCAUGUGGGGCGGCCGGGCCUUUCCGGGCCUCGGUGGGACUACAUGCAAGUGCGCCAGAUUUUGGCGGGGCUCGGCUAUUAAGCCGCGACGCGCCGCCUUUCCUUUGUUUGCUCAGAACUUUGGGCGGCGGGGGGAGGCGAAGCGGCCCCGGGGUUUUCGAAAUUGCAUCGCGGAAUGCGCCACGAAGGAUCGCGGCGAGGCAUUCUUUUGCGCCCCGUCCGAAUUGCCUUCCUGGGGCUCAGUGCUAUCGCAUUUAUGCGCGCCAGCUCGGGCGACCCUAUUCUCAUAUCGGCAGGGCAUUAAAAUCGGCGCCAAUGCCUGAAGACUAGCAAAAAAAAAAAACUAUGACUUUUGAAAACGCGACUUUAAGCGCGCCAUACAAGAACCUGCACUGCACCGCGUCAGCACUUUCUUUAGUUUUUUUUUCACGCCAAGCCCCCCCGGCGCCGGCCGAUGUUGCUGCGCCACUUGACUUCGCCUCCCCCCCAAUGUCUUCGGCAUUGUGCAGGGCGCGCCGGCUUGUUUCGUCUAUCUUGGUUCUGCGCAGGCGGCUUGACGGCGCGCCCUUGGAGAGGGCCCCCCGAGCAGGUUGCGCGCGGCCUUGCUUGGUAUUCUUGAGCGAGCCCCCCGCCCCGAAGGCUGGCGCCGGAAGGGCUUUUGUUUGUCUGCCUGCCGUGUUGCCGCCAAACAGGCAGCCGCCCCGCGGGGGGCCGCGGCCCGGCAUGGCGGGGCCACGGCUCCGGCGCUACGCGCAGUGGCUUCUCUUUCGGUGGGCCGGCCGGGGCGCAAAAACACCAAGGCCCCGGGGAGAACGCUGUGGCCGCCGGGACAAAGGAGGUGGCCCCCGGCCGCCCGGCCCCCACAAUGCGCAGCCCCACCGGGGCAGAAGAAAUACUCGCGACAAGGCCGCAGGCGGCGCAAACAGCCGCGCUGCCUUUUUUCAUUCGGAAGGGGCGGGCGGGGGUAGCGACGAAGCCGCCGCGCCACCCGUGCCGUUAGCAAUCCCAAGCCCGCGCGGCCCGGGCGCAUCGAAAAGCGGCCCGGCCCCCGGCCCCGCGCCACCUUGUGCGCCACGAAGGCAGGGGGGCAGGAAACAAAGAAGCGGGGGGCGCCCAGGAAACUCGCAAGGGCAGGGGCGGAAAUGGAGGCGAAACAGCGCCCGGCCCGCGGCAUCUCUUCUCUUGUGGGCCCCGAAUCGGCACCGCCAUCGGCCGGGGUGCUCGGCAUCGACUGGGCCCCGGGCGUUUUGCUUGGGGCGGCCGUUGUUUCUCGAUGGGGCGUCGCGCGCCGGCGCCGCCCCGGGACAAGAUGGCGCGCCAAACGGCGGGCCCGUGCAGCAGGGCGCGCAACUUCAGGAAUGGGGGCGCAGCCUGCGGCAAGUGAAGCGGCUUUGAAUCACCCCCGGAGCUGUGCUUUCAGGGUGUUGCCACGGCUUGCUUUUGGUCGCAAGCCAGGAAGCUGAAGCGCAGGGAAUGCCUUCGAAUGGUGCGGGCCCGGAGGUCUCGGAUAGGUGCCAGAGUCCUCGGAACUGCGGCGUUUUUUGCCGCGGAGGGGUGGCGCUUUGGCGCGUCAUUUUUUUGGGCUCCCGGCGCGCCCGAAAAUCGGUUUCGCAAAUCGCAUUUAAAAAGUGUUUUUUCAGGUUUUUGUUUCGAAAAAUCGAAAAACGAAAAUGCGCGUUUUGUAUUUUGUUACAGCAUAACAAGAACCUGCACUGCACCGCGUCAGCACUUUCUUUAGCAAGGAGGAUUCUUUUCAAAUUUCGAUAAGUGGCUUCUCACUUUCCAAAUUUUGAAAAGAUGUUGAAGGAGACAUCUUUUCAAAAUUUGACAACCCGAACAACGCAAGUAUCAAAUUUUGAAAAGAUGUCUCCUUCAACAUCUUUUCAAAAUUUGAUAGGUGGCUGCUCACUUUCCAAAUUUUGAAAAGAUGCUGAAAGAGACAUCUUUUCAAAAUUUGACAACCUCAACAACGCAAGCACUUGCUUUGUUGAGGUUGUCAAAUUUUGAAAAGAUGUUUCCUUCAGCAUCUUUUCAAAAUUUGACAACCUUUUUGACAACCCCUUCGAUGAGGUUAAAAAAGAGCUCAUUAACUUGAGCUAUUCCCCACGGUAUGGUGGAUUUUUAUAAACCUUUUUGGCAACCCCUUUGAUGAACCUAGACAGAGAAUUGCUGACGAGAGUGCAAGGCUUUAACUUGCGCUCCGGCUGGCGGGUCGCCAGAUGGUAAGCAACGCCGUGCCUCUGGCGACACCUGUUUGCUUGCCUCUUUUGUGGCUCCGAAGAUUGCGAAGAUGCCCCCUCAGCAAGUUUGCGAAUUUUGAAAGGCACGCAGAAGAGUAGGCUGCUCACCCUUUCCGCGGCUGUCGAAAUUUGAAAAAGAUGCGCUGGUAGCAUCUUUUCAAAUUUUGGAAGCCACAGAAGACUGAGCUGACCUCCCUUUGCGUGGUUUCUCAAAUUUGAAAAGAUGCUCCCUCGGCAUCUUUUCAAAUCCUGAAAACCACAGAGCAGCCAGCUGCCCUCCUCGUCUGCGGCAUGUCAAAUUUGAAAAGAUGCUCCUUCAGCAUCUUAUCGAAUCUUGGCAACCUCAGGACAGAAAACGGAUCGGCUCUUCUGCGGCUUCGAAGAUUGAAAAGAUGCUUCUUUAGCAUCUUUUCAAAUUUUGAAAACCACAGACGAGUAAGCCGACCCCGUCUUCUGCGGCUUCAAAAAUUGAAAAGAUGCUCCUUCAGCAUCUUUUCAAAUUUUGAAAAGCACAGAAGAGCAGGCGACCCUCCUUUUUAGCGCCUUUUGAAAUUCGAAGAGAUGUUCCUUCAGCAUCUUUUCAAAUCCUGGAAACCACAGAAGAGUAAACUGCUCGGGUCGCCAGUGGCUUCGUUAUGGAAAAGAUGCUUCUACAGCAUCUUUUCAAAUUUUGCAGACCAAAGGCCACGCGCUUCAGAUUUGAAAAGAUGCUGAAAGGGCAUCUUUUCAAAUCUCAAGAACCACAGGAGAGCACAGCAGCGCUUUCGUCUGUUGGUUUUCAGAUUUGAAUAGAUGUGCCCCGAGGCAUAUUGCCCCGCUUCAGCCGUGUCCACAUUUGAAAAGGUUGCGCCAUGAAACACGAGCCACCUCGUCAGGGGUUGCUCGCUCCUCAGGUCUCACGGAUCUGCCGACCCCUUUGGCUUCUCGGGCAGCUGUGGUCUGUGCGCGCCUCCCUAUUCUACCGAGACCUCCCAUUCCAGCUGGGUUUUCCGAGUUUCCCAGCCUACGCCGCCUGUCCUCAUUUUAUUGGGUGCGCGCAAAGUCCUGAACCGCUAGGGGUUUGGGAAGCUGCGCAGAAGAUGCGGCGGGCGUUGUUUGCGAAUCAGGCCCAAGCCAGGCCGGGGCUGAUAAGAGGGGGGGCGCAGCCUUUCGCUUGGCUACGCCUUGUCGAAGGUAAAUUGGCCAGGGGCAUUUUCCGCGUUUGUCGCUAUUGCCGGGAGCCUUUCCUUACCUGCGCAAGCAGAGGCGCGCUCAGGGCCCAUGGCCUCAUAUGAUUGGGAGGCUCGUUUGGGUGGCUUUUCUCUUUGGGGUGUUUGGCUUGCGUUUCUGCCCAGGGCCUCGGGGCAGAAAUAGAACAGCCCGGCUUGGCGCGUUUGCAAAGGCGGACGCGCAGCCGCCAUCGAAGAGGCGCUACGCGAUAAAUGGCGAGGGCGCCGAGCAAUCAACAGGCCAAAAUUUGAAAAGAUGGGCGAAAACAAAGGUGGAUAUUUUAGGGCCUUCAUAAAUCGAUCGUACAAGAACCUGCACUGCACCGCGUCUUUCUUUAGCAAGGAGGAUUCGACUGUUUUCAACGGGAUACUUGGUUGAGCAGUCUGGGGUUGGUGAUGUUGGAGCGGGUGCGGCCGGUGAACAAAGACGACAUUUUCACCUUGCAGCGGCUCACGGACGAGUCUUGCCGCAUGCUCGAGCGUGCGCAGAACCACUUACUUCACGCACACGAGCAGUCCCGCGACCUCAUAAUAACACAGAUGGCGAUGAGUAGAUCCUCUGGCCCGCCAGCGGCCGGAGCGGCCCGUGGCAUGUCGCAGCUGCGGACUCCCGAGGGCUCAGCUGUUGUAGUAGGAAAUAGGUUCUUUGAGCGAGUGUCGACCCGAACCACAAAGGACUUCCAGCAGCAGGCGUCCGUAGACGGAUUCAAAGUACAAGCGAUGCAGCGGGAAGAGGAGGAGCGUUCGACCGUGUCCGAUACAAUCAGUAUCGAAAAUCUGGACUGAGAAAAUCAAUUCGACAUGGAAGAUACGUCUUUCUAAGUUUUUUCUGUAGCUACGUACUACGCUCAUGAUAAUCUAUCAGUGCUGUUUAGAACUAGAAGCAUUUUUGGAAGAUGGAGUUUCGUUUUGGUUUCCAAUUGACUGCCUCAAGUCCUCAGCGAGGAUUACGCAGAUACCCUUCGGUGGUUGUAAACUGGAACUUG